AUGGCGCUCCCACGUGCAGAAGUAUUCGAAGACGAAUUUCCCCUGAUCCGAAGCUGUCCAGUCUUGAACGAAAUCCGCCUUGCGGAGGAAAUUAAGGACUUGACGAUAGAGGUAGCCUCCCUUACCGCGAAUAUUCAUGUUUGUUUGCGUGUUAGGUUAUGGACAGGGCAGAGCUUCACGCCAAUCGUAUUAUAUUGGCGGCUCGCAUUCCGUCUUUGCGAGCCCCUCUGAGUGACCCCCUCGGAGAGGCGAAUUCUGUCCUACGAUGGCCGACCAUGCCACUCAGGUAAAAUCGUCGUCGAUUUGGUGAUUUUGCUUACUGCUUCUGCACUUUCUAGCCUCGCAACUACGUUCAUGCAGUAUGUCUACACGGGCCGAGUGGAGAUGAGAGAAGGCAAUGCGAGAGGCCUGGUGACGCUUGCGAGAAUGCUGGAGUUGCCUCACCUGGUGGACUGGGGAGUGGCAUUCAUGGUCAGAGGGUACGAGCAUUUCCUGUCUAACCGUCUGUUCUGAAGUCUCACUUUAGAAAACCUGUCAGCCGUCUGGGACUGUGCGAGGUCGCUGAACGUUGAAGCACUGACGCAAAAGUGCAUCGGACUGAUGAAGGCGCACUUUGAAGACUUUGUGCCCACCGACCUCUUUGUUCGUCUACCUGCCCAAACUCUAAUCACUGUGCUUCAAAGUAAGGACUUGUCUGUGUCGUCUGAAGAGCAGGUUAUUGCGGCCAUCUCACGGUGGGUGGAUGCAGGUGCGUGCCUGGCGGAUGAUGACAAAAGGCUUCAAGUUUACGCUCCAGCAAUGUUGAGGGAGGUGCAGUGGCACCAGACGACUGUGGAAUGUCGCAAUCGUCUGCUGGACAGUCAUCCGACAUUUGGCAAGAGUCCCGAGUGUCUGUAAGUACACGACAUUGCAGCCUUGUUAUUUUUUCUCUAAAAGUCGGCUACUGUUUCAGAUCUUGAAUUGGCUUGGCGCCUCAGAAAAGGAUAAGCGGCCCUGCCCCUUCAAUAUUAGGCCUCGGGGUCACCAGACAUUAUUUGGAGCAGACAAAGAUCCGACGAUCUUCCUCCUUGGAAUAGACAGUCAGCGAAGGUGGUCUGUCCUGCGUUGGAAUCCGCGUCUGCAGCAGACAGAACGCGUUGCUGACAUGGGAGGAGCUGACCGGACGGGCGCCUCCUACAGUGCGGUGGGUGGUGAGUUUCCUGGACAUUUGUUUGACUGAAGUCUCCUGCCUCUGGGUGCAGGCCUGUCAGCACAUUUUGCUGCCUACGGGGUGCAUUUAGCGCUCGUUGCUUUUUGCUUUUUAAAGAAUGCAAGCCCUUUUUAAGCUGGCUACUUUAUGCAUUGUUUUUUUCCGCCACCGCCACCACCAAACGGAAGAGAGCAUUUUCGUUGUUGGAGGAGGACGGGAUGACGCUAAGCGGCGUGUUGAUGAGUUUCUGGUGAGAGAAGGGCGCUGGCGCGAGCGGGCGCCCCUCGCCGUUGGACGCUUCGGGGGGCACGCAGCCGCCGUCGUGAAGGUUCCCACCGCUGCCGCCGCCGCCGACGGAGAGGAGACGCUUAUUGGCGUUUUCGGUGGAUUCUUGGUUUCCUCCUGUGAGGUCUAUGACGUCAGGCAGGACAGGUGAGUGCAGACACACAUUUAUUAAAGUUUUUUUCGCCAAAAAGAAAGAUUUAUCCCCGCUUCUCCUCACUCGCCUGUUUGCCCGAACAGAUGGCACGCACUGCCCGAUCUGCCGGAGGUGAGGUACGGCCCGGCUGCUGCCUGUCUGCCCGGCGACAGUCGAGUCUUCCUUUUUGGCGGUUCAAAUCGCGGCACCCGGCUUGCCUCUGUGGUCUUCUGCCAUCUGCGAGCAGACUGGCGUCGGCAGGAGACGACCUCAGCGGACUUUUGGCAGUCGGCUGCCCCCAUGAGAACUGCUCGAUGGGGGGCAGCAGCGACGGCCUUUCGGGGAGCAAUUCUGGUCGCCGGUGGACGGGAUGGAGAAGGCAGACUUGUCAACACUGUGGAGAUGUUUACGCCGCCAGACGCCGGCAGCCCCCUCGGCCAGUGGACAGAACUGGCCCACAUGCAGGAGCCUCGCAGCUGGUUCACUCUUGUCACCUCCGCCAACGCCGUCUUCGCUCUCGGCAACGGUAAUGCAACACACCAUUAAAUGCAUUCCUUCUCCUUUUUUCUUUUGAAUGCGCACUCUGCACCAGCACUGUGUGUUUGUGUGUGUGCCUUGAGGCUGAAUGGAGCGACCUCACUGGCGGUGCUAUUAUUACGGUGUCCGGAUAAUUGACCUUUAUAUGGAGUUUUUUUCUGUCUAGUAAACAGUUUUUAAUGCAUGAGAAUUCCUCAUAUCCCACCACAGUGUCUUUUAAAAUCUCGGCUAUAAAAUGACUCCACUGUAAGCCAGUAAAAGACGUUGCCUUUGUCAGGAAUUAUAAGAAAGAAGCCAUUGAAUAUAAAACAACUCAUGCAGCGCUGACAAAAACUCGAUGUACAAUAUUCCAUUUGACUUAUUCGUCUUCCUUAGGUAGAGGACUGAAGACGGGGAAAUAAUUUUUACACAAUUAAAUGCAUUCUUUCUCUCUUUAAUGCCAUGCAUUGGCUCAGCAUGCGACACCUUCGUUAAUCUGACAUGUUUUUUUUCUCUAAAUGGUCACUCGGCAGCACUUCUGUGAAUACUGCCUCCUCCUCUUUGUUUCCCUCUUUCUCUGUCUUAGAAUUUUCUUUUUCGUAACCGACCUUAAUUAAAAUAUUUUUUUAACAGGCAACACGGUAGAGGCCUUCGCAGCCCCAGGAGGUUCAGCCGACCCCGACAACGACUUGACCGCUUGGGUCUGGUCCUCCAAGAACCCAGUGGAAUCGCUCAGCUGGAUUCGCGGAGCUGCAAGCAUUCGCAUGUAA
Spirometra erinaceieuropaei is the source of this 2893-nucleotide messenger RNA. NCBI's taxonomy places the organism in Eukaryota, Metazoa, Platyhelminthes, Cestoda, Diphyllobothriidea, Diphyllobothriidae. The record is from the annotation of a GenBank genome assembly.